Molecule: messenger RNA, 1696 nt
Organism: Harpia harpyja (harpy eagle)
Lineage: Eukaryota; Metazoa; Chordata; Aves; Accipitriformes; Accipitridae
Gene: EAF2
Product: ELL associated factor 2
Exons: 6
Coding region: 106-900 (264 amino acids)
Biological process (GO): positive regulation of DNA-templated transcription; regulation of transcription elongation by RNA polymerase II
Cellular component (GO): super elongation complex
Molecular function (GO): transcription elongation factor activity
Source: RefSeq, a predicted model, not a curated record
GCCGCCCGUGGGGGCGGGUGGGCGUGCCCGGGCGGUGCGAGGGAUGUUCGGUGGCGGCGGCAGCGGCGGGGGUCGCCCGGGUUCGCCAUGGUCUGAGGCGCCGCGAUGAACGGAGCGGUCCCGUCGCUUUUCGACCCCAAGGAGCGGGUGUUGAAGCUGGGCGAGAGCUUCGAGAAGCAACCGCGCUGCGCUUUCCACACCGUUCGCUAUGACUUUAAGCCUGCAUCUAUUGAUAUGUCCUGUGAAGGAGAACUUAAAGUUGGCAAAGGUGAACAGGUGACAAUAACACUGCCAAAUAUCGAGGGCUCAACUCCACCAGUGACUGUGUUCAAGGGCUCAAAGAAGCCUUACCUAAAAGAAUGUAUCUUAAUUAUCAACCAUGACACUGGAGAAUGUCGCCUAGAGAAACUUAGUAGCAACAUCACUGUGAAAAAAACCAGAGCUGAAGGAAGCAGUAAAGUCCAGUCUCGCAUAGAGCAGCAACAGCAGCAAAUGCGAAAUGCAACUAAGGUUCCAAACAACGUUAAAAAUUCUCCACCAAAAGAAAAGAUGUUUCCGUCUUCUCCUAUGGAUGAUAUCGAACGAGAGCUAAAAGCAGAAGCCAGUAUCAUGGACCAGCUGAGUAGCUCUGACAGUUCAUCUGACUCUAAAAGUUCUUCGUCCUCUUCAUCAAGUAGUGAAAAUAGUUCUAGUGAUUCUGAAGAUGAAGAAACGAAGCCCUCUCUUCCUAUGUCAAUGCCGUAUUUGCAGCCGCAGCCUACUGUGUCUGCCAUACCACAACAGGCUAUCCCUGACAAAGACGCCAGUCAUAACAGAUCCCAAGAGAGCAGUGGUCAUAUGAUGAAUACACUACGAAAUGACUUGCAGCUGAGUGAAUCUGGAAGCGAUAGUGAUGACUGAACACAUUUUUGGCCUUAAAUGUAUCACCUUUUUUGCUAAAUAUGUCUUAGCAUCUGUUUUGCACUAAGAUUAGAUUACCAGAGACUGGAAUGAAUGUCCUCGAUUUUGAUAAUAGACAUCCUAAUUUUCUACUGACACAUCAUGUCUAUAAUACAGCAGCAUUGAUACCCUGUCAGUGCUAUGGUUAUGUGUUUAUCUUUCAAAUUACUGUAUUUACAGUAAAAUUGUGUAUGAUCCGAUUUUGAUUAUUUUUGCCUCAGCCACCUGUUUUACUUGAAACUGAUUUGUAACAGCUAGUUACUUUAUAUAAAUAGUUACAGAAUGGAGAAAUUUCUGAUAUUUAUGGAGGCAAGUUUCCUUUCUAUCAUUUAAAUGCUGAAUGCUGAUCUCGCAACUUUUACUUGGAGGGAGUGAAAGGGAGAACAACUAAAUGAGGUCUGCUCUGUCAGCUACACUUUUUGUUCAGUUCACAGUUCAUACCUUUAAGGAAACUGCUGAAUAAUGUGGUCCACUAGUGCAGUUACAGUUUACAAUUGUUCAACACAUUGCUGAAUUCUUAAUUUCAUUGUAUUAUAGGACUUUAUAUUUCUGAGCCUCAAGAUUCCUAAGGGAACUUGUCUAUUCUCUGCCUUUUUUUUGUAACUUGAAUAGACUGGUCUUUUUACAACCUUUUUGUAUCUAAAUUUAGAUAACUGCAGUGACAGCAAUGAAUUUCCUUCAUUUAAUUCUGUAAUGGAAAUCAGAAUAUUUCUUUGUAGGAGUAUAAAAGUAAUUUAAUAAAGCAAUAUUUAUCAUU